Messenger RNA from Penicilliopsis zonata CBS 506.65, 1637 nucleotides. RefSeq lists its product as hypothetical. Bases 281 to 1327 code for a protein of 348 amino acids. The transcript is spliced from 3 exons. The record is from RefSeq and is a predicted model, not a curated record. NCBI's taxonomy places the organism in Eukaryota, Fungi, Ascomycota, Eurotiomycetes, Eurotiales, Aspergillaceae.
CAAUAAAGCACCCCCUUCGACAAUGGUUUCUUUGUAGGCCCCGUUCCCUCGGAUUGCUGCCCAUCGGCUCCUCUAUAAAAGACCAGUGUCCUCGUCCUGAUCACCAGAUUUCGAGCUCUCCACGCAUGACUUCGACCACAUGUCUGCAUUUUAGUUGCAACUGUCAUUUGCUUGUUCUGCGGUGUGAGAAGGGAACGAGAAUAGAAGGCAGCCUGCUGUCCGGUGUUCUGCUUGCGUCACUGUGUUAAUUGAGAAAGGAGAAAAGAGAAGAAAGUCGAAAAUGUGUGUCGUCGACCUCUAUACCGAAAUCUAUCCCCACGAAAUCCGCAGGAAGAAGGUGACAAAGCGGUGUCUUCUCAGCUAUACUGGCUCUGGGGCCUGCCGGCGCACUCGGGUUUAUGACCAUGGCGCAUCCUACCAUGCCCGUCAUCCUGAACCGAAUCGGAUCCCUCGACCGUCUACCUCGCGAUCGCAGGGAAGCCAUCCGAUAGUCGAAGUUAGGCCGCGGGAUGCAUCAGCGCCACCAACGACUCGUGGACGGAUAGUCUCCAGCGGUGGAGAAGGUAGUAGAGUUCGAUUCCGGCUACCUUCCUUCGGACGAGCUAGCGACACGCGCGAGCUGGCUGGCGAAGAAGAUGGUCGGCGACCUGCACACCAGCCACUUCCCGAGGAGCGUUAUUAUACUCCUGAGCGGCCGUCUAGACGGGUCACCAUCGUUGAGCCGCCAUCACGAAGCUCGGGGGGAUUACCGUUCUCACCACCGCCUCUACCUCCUCCACGGCCACGGGCUCCCCGACCCCCAAGCCCAGUUGUUGAGCGCGAGCCUGUCCGGCGCCGACGAGCCUCAGUUCCAGUGGAAAUCCACAACCCGACAGGUGGGAUGGGACAGUCAGCACGGGACGGAAUGGGAUAUUCUCGCCGCGAAGACGACACUCUUAGACCUGGACAGGUGCGGGUUCCACGCAGCCCCGAUACCCGUGAUUCCAGGCGCGCAAACUCAUAUGUGACAACCAGGGAACCUUCUGCUCAAGGCCGCAGCCCGGCAGUCCGUUGGCAGGAACCCGACAACGAGCGUCGCAGCGAGUAUAGGACAAACAACACCCGGCGUUGGAGGCAGCCAUCUCCUGGACGGGGACUCUGGUCACAACCACCACCCUCUACUUCAAACCGAAUGACGAGCCGUAUCCGGCCACGCAUUAUCCAGGAAGGUCGCCGCCAGCUCUCCGAGGCGGGCAACCGUAUCUUCGACGAGGCCCGCCGCGGACUCCAGGAACGCGAGCGAGCCGUCUCUGGAGACUCUCGUCGACGGUCCUGGCGGUGGCUUUGAUUUCUGGUCUUUUUUUUUUUCCCUUUUGUUUCCUGUCUGAUCCUUUCCCUGGCGUUUCCCGGCAUAAUCACAUUCUGUGAACUUCUUAUCAGUCCCUGUGUUGUUUUCAAUCAUGUCAAAUCAUCAAGGCGCAUGGAUAGAGGGGUUUAUAGUUUUUUCUUGUUUCUGUUUAUUCCCCUUAUUCCCCUAAACCGGUUUGUUAUUAGCAUCUGGAUAGAAUACAUCAGGCGUUGUGUUGUUGUUUUUGCAGGUACGGAGCACAUAACGAGCCGAGGUUCAGCCCAACGUAUAUGGCAAGAAAGAAGCGGCC